UAACCCAACCCAACCAACCUUUUUACGUUAUAAUAGAAGGCCCAUCCACUUUGUAGUUAGGUCAACCCUAGUAGCAUCUUCUCUUUCAUACACCGAAGCAAUUUACAAGCCGACGACGAAGACGACACAAGCAGCGUCUCACACAAACCCUAGCUGCUACACACCCCAAGUAAGCAACAAGCCGGCGACGACCCAAGCAAACGGGAAACCACCGGAAAUCACCCAUCGGCGACCACAACGCCGACAACAAUCAGAUCGUGUUUGAUUUCGAAGCAGGAAUGGAAGAAGAUUCUCAUGUGCAAAUGAUGAUAAAUGAGGACAAUAAAAUGCCGUGUGGUCAGGAGAUUGGCAAUGAUGAUAGAACAAAUGAGCAAGAGUUAGAAGGAGUAUUAGUUGGGGAUGAAGGGGAAAAACCUAAGGCUGGGAUGGUUUUUUAUUCCGAGGAAGAAGUUCGUAAUUUCUACAACAACUAUGCCCAGCGUCUGGGUUUUGGUGUGACAAAAAUUAGUGUAAAGAAUGGAAAUGACGGCAAAUCAAGAUACUUUUCACUUGCAUGUGCUCAGCAUGGUAAGUCAGUAUCAACAGCAAAAGACUCUUAUCACCCAAGGCCUUCAACUAAGACCAAUUGCAAGGCCAAAAUUAAUGUUACUGCUAAAGAUGAUGGAAGGUUCAUUAUUGCUCGUGUUUAUCUUGAUCAUAAUCAUGCUUUGAAUCCGGGAAAGGUACGACUUAGGUGUAACAAGGCAUUAGAUUCUCAUGUCAAAAGAAAAUUGGAAUUAAAUGACUUGGUGGGUAUAAAGAGGAGUAAAAAUUUCCAUUCAUUUGUUGAAGCUUGUGGCUUCGAAAAUUUGCUGUUAACAGGACAGUUGAGACUUAGAUUUGGAGAUGCUGAAGCCCUUUGUAACUAUUUUUAUCGCAUGCAAAAUAGGAAUUCAAACUUCUUUUUCAUGAUUGAUAUGGAUGGCGAAGGCUGUUUAAGGAAUGUGUUUUGGGCUGAUUCAAGGUGUAGGGCCAUGUACGAGUCAUUUGGAGAUGUUAUCACUUUUGAUACUACAUACCUCACAAAAAAGUAUGACAUGCCGUUGGCUUCAUUUGUUGGGGUGAACCAUCAUGGGCAGUCUGUGUUGCUUGGUUGUGGUUUACUAUCUAAUCAGGAUACCGAUACUUAUACUUGGUUAUUUAAGUCAUGGUUGGCAUGUAUGCUAGGGUGUGCUCCAAAAGCUAUUGUUACAGAUGAGUGCAAGGCUAUUCAAGAAGCAGUCCUAAAGGUGUUUCCUGAUUCUCGGCAUCGUCUGUGCCUUUGGCAUAUCAUGCAAAAGCUUCCUGUGAAAUUGGGGGGACUUGCGCAGUAUAAAAUGAUUAAGAAGAUCUUUGAAAAUAUCGUGUAUGAAUCAGUUCAGCCUGAUGAGUUUGAAAAAAGUUGGGCUGAAAUGAGUAUUGAAUACAACCUUGAGAAUAAUGAAUGGUUGAAGUCGUUAUAUGCUGAUCGUCAUUGUUGGGUUCCAUUAUAUGUGAAAUGGACCUUUUGGGCUGGAAUGUCAACUACCCAACGAGGUGAAGGCAUGAAUGCUUUUUUUGAUGAGUAUGUUCAUUCAAAAACCACCUUGAAGCAAUUUGUUGAACAUUAUGACAAUGCCUUGAAGAGUAAAGUUGAGAAAGAAAGAAAGGCAGAUCUUGCUUCUUUCAGUUCUACCAUCCCAACAAUAACUGUUCUUUCUAUUGAAAAACAGUUCCAGAAUGCUUACACUAAUGAGAUCUUUAAGCUAUUUCAAGAUGAGAUGAGGGGUUUGAUUUAUUGCAAUGUCUCUGUCAUUAAGAGAGAAGGUCCAAUGUCCACAUUUGAAGUGACAGAAAGUGUUGUACAAAAAGAUGGCAUAUAUUCAGAGGAGAUGAAUUAUGAGGUUGUUUACAAUGAGACUGAAUGUAAAGUACAAUGCUUAUGCCACUUGUUUGAAUUUCAGGGUAUUUUGUGUAGACAUGCAAUCUCUGUGAUGAUGAAAGAAAAGAUGAAUGAGGUUCCAUCUCAUUAUAUUCUUGAACGUUGGCGAAAGGACAUUAAGCGUGGGUACACUUUUAUGGAAAAUGCUUACGAUGAUUAUAGCAAUAAUGAACAAAGACACCGCAGUAAUAAGUUGAAUCCACUGUUUCACGAACUUCAAGAGCUUGGAGCAGAGUCUGAUUAUAAAUGUGAGGUUUUAAUUAAAUUAUUGAAGGAGGCAAAGGAGACGCUCCUUGCAAUUGACUCCAGUUGCGAGACUAGACAAAUUAAUCAAGUCAUCGGUGCCAGCAAUUGAAUGGUAGCAUGAGCUCCAUGGAAUAGGAAGCGUUGGCAAUAGGUUGCUUACUCCUUUUAAAAGCGCAAAGAAAAAGUCGUCCACCUUCAGAAAGAAUCCAUAGUUGACGAAAUAGUUCAAAAAGGGAAGAAGGUCUCUGAAUGAAGAUAUGAAGAAACCUCUUUGGUUCCAUGAUGCUGCGUCCUUUUUGGCAAUUUUGUAUUGUCAUCCUCCUUUUCUUCCACAGCUGCACAAUGAAAGAUAUGUUCCUCUCCACAAGCUAUUGCCGUUUCAGCUAACGCAUGUGGGGGGCAUAAAUGACUUGGUGAAAGGAAGUGCAAAAAAUGGAAAAGAACUAUGCAAGAUUAGAGUCCGACAGUUCAACAAGAUGGUUCAUUUACCUGCAAAAACAAUCUCGAGCCUAGAAUUAAUUUUUAAGGUUCUCUUUGGGCGUCCCCUCAUACCAAUUUUGGCUUAUUAUAGGGAUGGAGAACUUGAUCCUUUUUUCUUUGCAUGGAGUUGUGGUGGCUAAUGUUUCGUAGUUUUCUAUUUUAUUUUUCAUUAUAUUUUUUGAUGAGAAUGUUUGUCUAAUUACAUGAGUUGAAAAUAUAUACACACAGCGUUUUAUGGAUAAUGUCAUGAAUGUAUCUGAUGCUGUUAUGUUUUUCUUGAGUUAACUUUGACAGCAUCAAAUUGUAAGUGGUGAAUUUAAAUUCUCUGUGACCGACUCAAAAUUAAUUUACUCCUGUGGUUUCUUAUCCA
Molecule: messenger RNA, 3035 nt
Organism: Cornus florida
Lineage: Eukaryota; Viridiplantae; Streptophyta; Magnoliopsida; Cornales; Cornaceae
Product: protein FAR1-RELATED SEQUENCE 6-like
Exons: 5
Coding region: 279-2294 (671 amino acids)
Biological process (GO): regulation of DNA-templated transcription
Molecular function (GO): zinc ion binding
Source: RefSeq, a predicted model, not a curated record